CCUGGGCCAAUGGGCGACGCCGGUCCCCCCAAAGCCUCUCCGGCGCUCGGGCGGGACCGCGCUGCACUCUGGCGAUUGGCUGUGCAGCGGGGGCGGCCUGGGCCGGCCGCUGCCGGAGAGUCCGACGACGGAGUCGGAGCGCAGGCCCGGGAAGCGAGGCCUGCGCGGGGAGGCGGGCGCAGGGAAUCGCGCAGCCUGGACGCGCGCGGGGCAAGGCUUGCGGGAGUGACCGCAGGCCAUCAUGAAUAGCGAGGGCGACCAUAACUUCAGGCGGGUGGCCAUCCGGCGGAAGUCAGGCUCCUACCUGCCGCCCGGGAUCCCCCGGCCCUGGAGCAGGCCUUCGCCGCAAUUGCGGCGCCUUGACCGUGUCGCUCAACCGGGCCAGGCCGCAGGCAUCAAUACUUGUGCAAAGGUUACUCCACCUUGUACGACAAGCAACACAACCACAGAAGCUCAGGGAAUAAAUGGGAGGACACCAGCAAAACGCUCCACUGCAAGUGCAAAGCCACAAGUGCCUCCAAAACCAUUAUAUCUGCAGAAUUCACCUUCAUCCCAUAUUCCCCAAGUCCCCAGGCAUAAAGCUUUACCUAGUGCAAAGCCAAGGAUGGAGGAGUCUAAUCCGGCCCCUACUUCUUGUACCUCAAAAGGGAAACAUAGUAAGGUAUCGGAUCUCAUCAGCCACUUUGAAGGAGGCAGUGUUUUAUCAAGUUACAUUGAUUUGCAGAAAGAUUCUACUAUGAACCUCAAUAUUCCUCAAACCCUAGGACAGCCUGGGUUAACCUCCUCACCUCCACGAAAAUUUCUGCCCCAGCACUCUCCACAGAAGCAGGAAAACGACCCAGAUCAGACUCAGGGGCAACAUGGUUGUUUGGCCAAUGGUGUGGUGGCUGCACAAAACCAGAUGGAAUGUGAAGAUGAGAAGGAGACCACUCUUAGCCCAGCGACGGCUACUCAGACUGCUGCCGCCUCUCCUGAUACACAUGUGCUGAAUGGAGAAAGAAAUGAAACCAUCACAGAUUCUGCAUCAUCCAUAACCAAUAGUCAUGAUGAAAAUGCUUCUGACAGCAGCUGCAGGACUCCAGGGACUGACUUAGGGCUUCCCUCAAAAGAAGGAGAGCCAGGGAUGGAAGCUGAGCUCCAAGAAAGGGAAAAUGGGGUGAACACCAUGGGAUUGGAUACGCUGGACCAGCACCAUGAAGUGAAGGAGACUAAUGAACAGAAACUUCACAAAAUAGCCACUGAACUUUUACUUACAGAAAGAGCUUAUGUCAGCCGACUCGACCUCCUAGAUCAGGUAUUUUAUUGCAAACUAUUAGAAGAAGCAAACCGAGGCUCAUUUCCUGCAGAGAUGGUGAAUAAAAUCUUUUCUAACAUUUCAUCAAUAAAUGCCUUCCAUAGUAAAUUCCUAUUACCUGAGCUGGAGAAACGAAUGCAAGAAUGGGAAACUACACCCAGAAUUGGAGAUAUCCUGCAAAAGUUGGCGCCAUUCCUUAAGAUGUAUGGAGAAUAUGUGAAGGGAUUUGAUAAUGCAGUGGAACUGGUUAAAACCAUGACAGAGCGUGUUCCCCAGUUUAAAUCAGUGACUGAAGAGAUUCAGAAACAGAAGAUCUGUGGAAGCUUAACUCUGCAGCAUCACAUGCUGGAGCCUAUUCAGCGGAUUCCUCGCUAUGAGAUGCUCCUGAAGGACUACUUGAAGAAGUUGUCUCCUGACUCCCCAGACUGGAAUGAUGCAAAGAAGUCACUUGAAAUUAUAUCUACAGCAGCAAGCCAUUCUAAUAGUGCAAUAAGAAAAAUGGAGAACCUGAAGAAACUUUUAGAAAUUUAUGAGAUGUUGGGAGAAGAAGAGGAUAUUGUAAAUCCCUCAAAUGAACUAAUAAAAGAAGGACAAAUCCUCAAACUAGCAGCUCGGAACACAUCAGCACAAGAGCGCUACCUCUUCUUAUUCAACAACAUGUUGCUAUAUUGUGUGCCCAGAUUCAGCUUGGUUGGUUCAAAAUUCACAGUUCGAACCAGAGUUGGCAUUGAUGGAAUGAAAAUUGUGGAGACUCACAAUGAAGAAUAUCCACACACUUUCCAGGUGUCUGGGAAAGAAAGAACCCUAGAGCUGCAGGCCAGUUCUGAACAAGACAAAGAAGAAUGGAUCAAGGCCCUUCAAGAAACUAUUGAUGCUUUUCAUCAAAGGCAUGAGACUUUCAGAAAUGCAAUCGCAAAGGAAAAUGACAUUCCCCUAGAAGUCUCUACUGCUGAGCUGGGAAAACGAGCCCCAAGAUGGAUACGUGAUAAUGAAGUGACCAUGUGCAUGAAGUGCAAAGAGUCCUUCAAUGCACUGACCAGAAGGCGGCAUCACUGCCGGGCAUGUGGACAUGUGGUUUGUUGGAAAUGUUCUGACUACAAAGCUCAGCUUGAGUAUGAUGGUGGAAGAUUGAACAAGGUUUGUAAAGACUGUUACCAGAUAAUAAGUGGAUUCACAGACAGUGAAGAAAAGAAAAGAAGGGGCAUUUUAGAGAUUGAAUCAGCAGAAGUAUCAGGAAAUAGUGAGGUGUGCAGUUUCCUCCAGUACAUGGAAAAGUCAAAACCUUGGCAGAAAAUCUGGUGUGUGAUCCCCAAGCAAGACCCCCUUGUGCUGUACAUGUAUGGUGCUCCUCAGGAUGUCAGAGCCCAAGCGACCAUACCCCUCCUGGGCUACAUUGUGGAUGAUAUGCCUAAGAGUGCAGAUCUGCCACAUAGUUUCAAGCUGACCCAGUCCAAGUCUGUGCAUAGCUUUGCUGCCGACAGUGAGGAACUGAAACAGAAAUGGCUGAAAAUCAUCCUUCUAGCUGUCACAGGUGAGACACCAGAUGGUCCAAGUGAGCAUCUAGCCACGUUGAACAAUCUCCCUGGACCCAAGAAAAAGUCAGAAUGCUAAACUUCAGCAGCUGCUAGUGUGGAGUUUCCAGUAAUACACAUAGUUCAAGACAUCCCCAGCUCUCCUUCCUCGUCUCUUAGCACUUUGCAUUGAGAAAUAUGGUUUCAUAAACACAUCUUUUGGGGACUUCUCUCAUAUGUUUAUAUAUAAUAAAAUCAGUAUGCAGAGCCAUUCUUCUGUUGAAGUUCUGAAAUAAUGUGGAAAAUGGAACCUUUUUGAUAAGCUAUUCCUUAACUGUGUAUUUUUGCCUUGAGAGGGUUAAAAAAUGUUAACUGUCAAAUCACUACCUGGUUAUAAUGGGCCUUUCAUUUAAGAAAUCCUUCAUUGUCUUGUUCACAUGUAGAACUUGUAAGAGUGUGAAAAAUAUACCUCCGUGUAACCAAAAUAGAUCUAUGGUAAAAAGUACAGGGACAGUUUAGAGUAUUGUAUGAACUUGUCUAGUUUGUAAGUCUCAUGCUAUGUAAAUAGUUUCUGUUCUUAUACAACAUAAAAAAAUUAAAGGUUCCUGAUGUUGAUACUUUUUGACUUAUUAUAAUACUUGUUUUGUAGAAUUACUCCUAAUAAUAAAAUAUCUAAAAUACAAAUCAAUUUGCCUGUAUAUAAUAUUGAAAAUAAGUAUGAAUAUGUCAGCUUUCUCUUUAGCUUUAGUUUUGUUUUUACUCUGGUUAAUUCUUUAAAUA
This is a messenger RNA of Mus caroli (Ryukyu mouse), 3585 nucleotides long. RefSeq names its product FYVE, RhoGEF and PH domain containing 4 (gene Fgd4). NCBI's taxonomy places the organism in Eukaryota, Metazoa, Chordata, Mammalia, Rodentia, Muridae. Gene Ontology annotation, biological process: filopodium assembly; cytoskeleton organization. Gene Ontology annotation, molecular function: guanyl-nucleotide exchange factor activity; metal ion binding. The record is from RefSeq and is a predicted model, not a curated record. Gene Ontology annotation, cellular component: cytoplasm.